UUGUGCCUAAAAUAAUUUUAUUUCAAUUAAAGAAGAGAACGAAGAACAGAUGUCAGUCGGUUGUGGCUGCUGACAGAUUUUUUUUUUAGUUGUAAUUGAAUUAAAGGAGCGGGAAGGGCGGGGCGCCUCUCAGAGCCGCUGACAGGUAGGAGCGGUGCGCUGUCCAUGGUGCUGAAAGCUCCUCCGGCUGCUGCCACACCGGAGAUCCUCACCUCAGACCAGACCGGGAAUCCGACUGGAGCUCAUCUUAAAAUCUCAAGGAGAAAUCAAGAAUCGUCCUUUCGUUCUGAUUUUUUUUUUACCUCUAACAUUUCCGUCUUCUCUGGAUGUUAAAAUGGCUCUGCACAGAUUUACGUUGCGCAAGGCACCAGCGGAGUUACUUGGCUCCUGUUUUGUGAAUGUGAAGCCAGCUUUUUCGGACUGAGCGUGUUUCCCCCCUUUUCCUACUCAUCUUUUUAGUAUAUCGAAGAAAAGAGGCACACCUUUUGGAUUCAUAUCUCAACAAAUAUGCUUUUUUCUGCACUUGCACUUAUUGUAGUAUCGUAGGAUAUAAUUUAAAAGCCGUAACUUGGAAAUGGAGCCUGGCAAGGAGAGCGCUCUCCCCAUCAAAGGGAGGCUUAAACAAGUCGCAGGAAAGGCCCUGGGGGGUCUAUACAGGAGGCUCGAGAAGAAGCAGCAAACAGGUGAGGCCAUCGAGCUGACCGAGGAUGGGAGACCCAAGGAGGAUCAGGAGAGGAAGGCUCCCCUGUGUGACUGCACGUGCUUCGGGCUCCCGCGCAGAUACAUCAUCGCCAUGCUGAGCGGGCUCGGCUUCUGCAUCUCCUUCGGUAUCCGGUGCAACUUGGGUGUGGCCAUCGUCAGCAUGGUUAAUAACAGCACGAUCCAUCAAAACGGCAAGAUCAUCAUCAAAGAGAAAGCAAAAUUCAACUGGGAUCCAGAGACCGUGGGGAUGAUCCAUGGCUCCUUCUUCUGGGGCUACAUAGUAACUCAGAUUCCUGGAGGGUACAUCUCUUCUAGACUGGCUGCAAACAGAGUUUUUGGUGCUGCCAUCGUGCUGACAUCCAUUCUCAACAUGUUCAUCCCCUCCGCUGCCCGUACACACUACGGAUGUGUAAUCUGUUUGAGGAUAUUACAAGGCCUGGUGGAGGGAGUGACUUAUCCAGCCUGCCAUGGGAUCUGGAGUAAAUGGGCUCCACCAUUGGAGAGGAGUCGUCUGGCAACCAUCUCCUUUUGUGGGUCGUAUGCUGGUGCAGUGGUGGCCAUGCCUCUGGCUGGGGUCCUGGUGCAGUACACAGGGUGGUCCUCUGUCUUCUAUGUGUAUGGAUGUUUUGGAAUAUUUUGGUACAUGUUCUGGAUUUUGGUGUCAUACGAGAGCCCAGCUGAACACCCGACCAUCACCGAUGAGGAGCGCAGGUACAUUGAGGAGAGCAUCGGUGAAAGUGCCAAACUAAUGGGAGCAUCAGAAAAAUUCAAGACCCCUUGGAGGAAGUUCUUCUCCUCCAUGCCUGUCUAUGCAAUCAUUGUGGCAAAUUUCUGCAGAAGCUGGACCUUUUAUCUGCUGCUCAUCAGCCAGCCUGCGUACUUUGAGGAGGUGUUUGGCUUUGAGAUCAGUAAGGUUGGAGCUCUGUCAGCUCUCCCUCACCUGGUGAUGACCAUCAUCGUGCCUUUAGGAGGCCAGUUAGCGGACUACCUGCGGACCCACAACAUCAUGUCCACCACUACAGUUCGUAAAAUCAUGAACUGUGGAGGGUUCGGAAUGGAGGCGACGCUCCUAUUGGUGGUCGGAUACUCUCACAGUAAAGGAGUAGCUAUCUCCUUUCUCGUCCUGGCAGUGGGCUUUAGUGGGUUUGCAAUAUCAGGUUUCAAUGUGAACCAUCUGGACAUCGCUCCGCGAUACGCCAGCAUCCUCAUGGGUAUUUCUAAUGGUGUAGGGACCUUGUCAGGCAUGGUCUGUCCACUUAUAGUUGGAGCAAUGACAAAAAACAAGACCCGUGAAGAGUGGCAGUAUGUCUUCCUCAUCGCCUCCCUGGUGCAUUACGGAGGUGUGGUGUUUUAUGGGAUCUUUGCAUCUGGUGAGAAGCAACCAUGGGCCGACCCUGAAGAAACCAGUGAGGAGAAAUGCGGCUUCAUUGAUGAAGAUGAGCUGGCUGAGGAGACGGGCGACAUCACGCAGGGAUACGGUGCGAUGGGUGGUCCGGCAAAAAGCUACGGAGCCACGUCUCAGCUGAAUGGAGGGUGGGUCCAGGACUGGGACAAGACAGAGGAAUAUGUUCAGGAGCCAGCAGGAAAGAUGUAUACCCAGCGUGGCUACUCUUAAACCAUACAGCUGUGGUGAGCCUGAGUAGAACAGAUCUCACAUCACUAAUUGCACAAGUUGUAGACAGAUAUUUAAAUCCAUUCUGUGCAUUCAAGUAGUUUUAAAUGAAAUUUAAGAAUUAGUUAAUUGCAAAGCAGAAAAAUCCUCAUUAGAUUAUUAGAUUUCCUCACAUAAAGUAGGGCUUCACUUUACAUACAUACAAUGGCUGCAGAGAAAAGCGCAGAUCUGUGUUGUACUUCUUAGACAUCCAAACCUCAUCGACCUACUUGAACAACAUGAGCCAGACGACACUGCAGUCGACCAUCAUGUAGGAUUUUUCUCUAAAAUACUACUAUAAUUGCACUGAAACUAUAAGUGUUCUGAAAACAAAAACUAUUAAUAUGUUUUAAAUGUGUUUUACGUACUGUACAUACCUGUAUACUGUUUCUGUGAGACUAUUGUGGAUUUUGGGUCAUUGAUCUGUGUUAACAUUAAAUAUAAAUGGCCAUAUUUUUCAUGGACAGAACCUCCUCAGGGAGAUGUCUGCUUGCAAAAAAGGUCUUCAUCUUCUUCAGUGAGGCCUACAAAUACAAGACAAAAAUAGCGUGAGUGAAGUUGACUCGUAGAGUUUUAGUGUGUGUUUGUUGCAUGAAUUGGCUCAGAUCAAUGUUUCAGACGCAGCCGCCUCAGAGUCCUCAUUCGGCUAGCUGCUUUGUUGUCGGUUAAGUCGUGUCUUUUACCGUCACAAAAUAAAUUCAACAAGCUUUCUCGAUCGGGUUGUUGAAGAGAGACCAAUCAAAGAUGUUUUAAAGGCAACUGCUCAAAAUACAUUGUUUAUUGAUGUUUGGUGUGCAUUGCAAUAAAUUCUGUGUACCAGCCGCCACCCAUUACAUUCUGUUCUGUAGAGUAGCACUGGCUUGCUGUAUCUGAUUGUACUUGUUUUGGAGUCAUGUGAUGAUCAGCAUUAAGGUGUGUAUUUUAACAAAUUCUCAGUGUCUGGAAUGUCAGCUUUAGUGCUCAUGAUGCAGGAGAUAUUAUUGCAUUUUGACAGCAAGGAAUGCAUUACAUGCAAACAUCAAAGCUGUUUGUGUUCUCUUGGUGUCCUUUGGUUGUUGUCAUGACCACCACAAGUACUAUAAACAUUGUUCGUAUCAAAUGAAGUAGAGUUACCAGGAAAGAUUAUGAACAAAUAACGUCUUACCUGUUGAAGAUAGCUCUUUCACUGACACAAAUGGAUAGACGAGCUAGUAAAAGUGGGGCAAAGGCCGGGAAUAUACUUGCUGUUUACCCUCGCGUUGGCGCAGGCAGCAAGCUACGUCUUUGUGCACAUACUUGCUGCUAUGCUACACGACACUGCACCGCAUGUAGUACUGGAGGGUUCCACCAGGGGACACACUAGAAAACUCAGACCAAAGAGAGAGCCAGUUUGUGGGCACAACCAAAACAAACAUGGCAUCAAUGAAACAGCUCAUGAACAGGUUAAUUUUGAGAUCAUGGUGUGAAAGACCUCCAAACCAGAGAGGGUUUUGUCAACUCCACCUACUGGUUACUCGUAUAUUGCAGCGUUCGGACACAUUAAUUUCUCUUAAUUUCGGGGGACGCACACAAACAACUCUUCAAAUAAACGCAAGUAACACGUGGCAGCCAUUUUAAACACGUGUUUGCAGCAUUAAACAACAAGUAUAUUACGCCCCUAAGACCAAAAGGGAUUUAUGUCAUAUUAAGACAACUCCAAACUCAAAAAUGUCAGCAAUUAAUGCAAAUGCUAUUUUAGUACCCUUUACUCACUUAUUCUAACAGAAAUAUAAUUGCAUUCCUGUAGGAAGUGGUUCGUGCUGCGGCUAGCUGCUGCUGCUGUUUGGGCUUUCAUAUAAUCACAAGAAUCUAUGUAAAUAAAUGUUCUAAUCAAAAACUAAGGGCCAUGUAAAGUAGCAUUGGCAUAAUUCUGAGUAUAUAGUUGUUUUAAGAUGACACUUGUUGGUCUUGGACUCGGACUAGCUCAUUGGCUGGGUCAGAAUUGAACUUUAUUUUCCAAAGCUGAGUCCAUUCAAAGAGCUAUCUACAGUGGGUAAGAUAAUAACCUUUCCACAGGACUCCACCUCAUCAGAGCUGAACUACUGCUUUAACGACACAUUGAUAUUUUAACACUUGAAUGGACAACAUUAACUAAUGGAUGGCUCUUCCACUUGGUUUUAUUUUCUUUAUUUGCUGUAUGAAAUCUGCAAGGAUGUUUAAAAUAUAUGAAUACAUAAGAAUGUUUAAGAUGACCAAAAGAUGCUAUUAUGGCUUUGUGCCUAAAGUUUCUGUAAACAGAUAAAUGUGAUUUCAUGGCUUCUAAUAUUGUGUUUAAUGAAGAGGUAUGUUGAUGUCAGAAAAGUGUUCUAAAAACUGAUAUCCUUUUAUAAAAAUAUGCAUAUAUAACCCGC
Messenger RNA from Nothobranchius furzeri (turquoise killifish), 4722 nucleotides. RefSeq names its product solute carrier family 17 member 6a (gene slc17a6a). Gene Ontology annotation, molecular function: neurotransmitter transmembrane transporter activity; L-glutamate transmembrane transporter activity. Gene Ontology annotation, cellular component: excitatory synapse; synaptic vesicle membrane. The record is from RefSeq and is a predicted model, not a curated record. Gene Ontology annotation, biological process: neurotransmitter loading into synaptic vesicle; synaptic transmission, glutamatergic; transmembrane transport. NCBI's taxonomy places the organism in Eukaryota, Metazoa, Chordata, Actinopteri, Cyprinodontiformes, Nothobranchiidae.